CUCUCUCUCUCUCUCUCUCUCUCUCACACACACACACACACACAGACAUAAUUCAAUCUCUCUCACGCGGACGCUUAAACCAUGUAUGUAUUCUCUGAGCUGCUACAGGCCUAUCUAUAAUCACAAUAUUUUGAUGAUCCGUUAAUCUUCCUAAGGUGUUUGUAAAAUUGUCUGUGAGAAGAAGACCCUAGAUUGUGUUCUUACACCUUAGCUAGAAACUAUCAAUUAAUUCACAUAUCAGAAAAAAAGGGGUAUAUUUUAAUGUCUCUGAGGAUAAAAGCAGUCGUAGAUAAGUUCGUUCAAGAGCUAAAGGAAGCUUUAGAUGCUGACAUACAGGACAGGAUUAUGAAGGAAAGGGAGAUGCAGAGUUACAUUGAGGAGCGUGAGCGUGAGGUUGCAGAGCGUGAAGCUGCCUGGAAAGCCGAACUCUCUCGUCGUGAGGCAGAGAUUGCUAGGCAAGAAGCAAGGCUAAAGAUUGAAAGAGAAAAUCUCGAGAAAGAAAAGAGCGUGCUAAUGGGGACAGCAUCAAAUCAAGACAAUCAAGAUGGGGCUCUCGAAAUAACCGUCAGCGGUGAAAAGUACCGUUGCCUGCGGUUUGCAAAAGCAAAGAAAUGACAAAUUACAUAAUCGAAGCUUCCAAAUUCGCAACUGCUUUCGAUUAUUUAGCAAAAUCAAUCGAUGUUUCGAGUCUUAUAUAUAUAUUUCACGAAUGAUGCAUAGAAGUACUCAUUAUUGGGACUUUUGAACCAUAGAUUUCUCAGUUCCUCCAAUUGUCACUUAUAUCACUUGAAUUCUUGUGGUUACUUUAUUCUUUCUAUUUUAAUUCAUAAUUUAU
This is a messenger RNA of Erythranthe guttata (spotted monkey flower), 835 nucleotides long. The record is from RefSeq and is a predicted model, not a curated record. Lineage: Eukaryota; Viridiplantae; Streptophyta; Magnoliopsida; Lamiales; Phrymaceae.